Molecule: messenger RNA, 2337 nt
Organism: Musca domestica (house fly)
Lineage: Eukaryota; Metazoa; Arthropoda; Insecta; Diptera; Muscidae
Exons: 2
Coding region: 555-1691 (378 amino acids)
Source: RefSeq, a predicted model, not a curated record
UCAAAGUAAUUAUCAUUCAUUUGAUUUGAAUUUUCCCCACGGGUCCUUUUUUGUCCCUUCGUUACAUUUUGUCCACUACUCAUUUAUACGUCUUUGUUUACUUCGUAGACAAAGACAAAUGUAGUUACAAAAUGUAACGAGUAGCUUUUUAAACCCCGCUUUGCGACAUCUUAGCUUUUUUAAUUCGCUAAAAAGACUCGCUCAUUGGUUCACGACCAAAAAGCAUCAGAAAUCCCUACAUCCUGUAAAAAAGGUAAUUUUAAUUGUUUUACGAACAAUUAUCAAUAAAAUAUCAGUCCACGACUGCAUUGAAAUAAAAAUUCUAAUCCUUGUGUUUUAUUUAUCUCUUUUCUUUCAUUUUGCAACGCAAACAUUGGUCCAAUCGAGCCGGAUUAUUUUCAACGAAAACUAACCCGUCUCUUUUUCCCUUUUACAAAGGCAAUCAUCAACAUCGACUUCGUCGAGGACAACAACAACCAAACACAAAAGAUCAACGAUCACCAACAUUUAUUGUAUUUAUUUAUCGAAAUAAAUUAAUAUCAGCAACACAGAAGAUGGAAAAUUUAGGAAAGAUGGCUGCAACUCUCCCCGAUUAUGAGGACGACGUCCCCAUGUCCGAUGAGGAAAGGGAGCUCGAUGCCAUGAUUACCCCCAUCUCCGAUGAACCGAUGGUAACUGGGCCCCCUGAAGCUGUUCCUCCCUCGGAGGAAAAUUUAAAAUCUGAAAAUCCGUCUACGACGGUCCCUGAAGCUCCUUCAGGAGACACUGUGGUCACGCCACCUUCUUCGGCCCCCUGCCGAAGCAACCAGGGUUCGAGUACGGCAUGCGUUCUUUGCGACGGUAAGCAUCACUUACGUGAUUGCAAAGAGUUUCGCGUGAUGCGCAUUGAGAGAAGGCUUCGAACAGUCGCACUUCACAGAUGCUGCGGCAAUUGUUUGGCGUCAACGCAUUCUCUACGAGAUUGCACCAGUCGGCGUUGUUGCACUGUUUGCAACAAGCAACAUCAUACGUUGCUCCAUCAGCCUUCUCUCCAAGAUAAAACGCCAGUGCGCUCAUCCCUUCAAAAUCACCCCAACAACUCGAAACCGUCCAAAAAACUACGCAAGCGUAGAUCUUCGAAACGUCCGUCCGCUAAUAUUUCCCAGCUUCCAAUUCUUGGUCCCGGCAUCGCUCCCCGACAUAAUGCGGCACAUUUGGUGGCACCCCGGCCUGUAUCCGCCAUCCAGUCUGUAGCUACGCUUGGGCCUACGAUGGUGGUACAGGUCAUUAUGGCCAACAACCGGAUACCUGUCAGGGCACUUCUAGACCCAUGUGCAGGUCACAGUUUGAUCUGUCGGUCUUUGGCCGACUGUCUUGGACUGUGUCCUGUAAUUGUGGGUCCAGAAAGAUUCUGCCAGUUGUCCGUCGCCUCUUCGUACGACGGUACGCAACGCAUUUCUUUGUCGGCGCGAGUGAUAAAUCUGGCGCACCUCAUAUCUCCUUCGGAGUCUGUGUCCGAGGGCCUAAAAGACCAUUAUGCUGGCCUGCAACUUGCCGAUCCUCGGUUCUACGAAACAGCCGCAGUCAGUUUGGUUUUAGGCCCAGAAGUCUACCAUAAGGUAAUGAAGCCUCAGACCUAUUCUAGCCCUGGUUUCCCAUGGGCCCAGCUCACCAUUUUUGGCUGGGUAAUUUCGGGCCCAUGUAAUAUCUAAAACCCUGUGAGGGGCAAUCUUCAAUUGCCUCUGGCUCUACGAGCCCUCGUCACAAGACUCUACGAGUCAUUUGUUAUAAAAAAAAACAAGUUUAUAGAUCUGGUCUCUACGAGCCAAUUACGAUCUCUGCUCUACGAGCAAAAACUUGUAUCAUUGUAAAAUGUUUUUUGAAAAAAAGUAAAAAAAAAAAAAUAAAUAAAUAAUAAAUAAAAAUAAGAAAAAUUCAACAACAAAAAAUGUACACUUAUAUACCUUUUUUUUAUAAUUUUGCAACAGCAGGAUGUUGCAACGCGGGCGGCAAUGAAUAGUUUCAAAGUAAUUAUCAUUCAUUUGAUUUGAAUUUUCCCCACGGGUCCUUUUUUGUCCCUUCGUUACAUUUUGUCCACUACUCAUUUAUACGUCUUUGUUUACUUCGUAGACAAAGACAAAUGUAGUUACAAAAUGUAACGAGUAGCUUUUUAAACCCCGCUUUGCGACAUCUUAGCUUUUUUAAUUCGCUAAAAAGACUCGCUCAUUGGUUCACGACCAAAAAGCAUCAGAAAUCCCUACAUCCUGUAAAAAAGGUAAUUUUAAUUGUUUUACGAACAAUUAUCAAUAAAAUAUCAGUCCACGACUGCAUUGAAAUAAAAAUUCUAAUCCUUGUGUU